AUGGCUGGGAUUGCAAGUGAGGAAUCAGGAGCGGGAAAGUCUGUGGAGGGAAGUUUUAGUGGGCACCGUUGUCAAUCUGGUGAAGCGUUGGCAGAGUGGCGGUCUUCUGAGCAGGUGGAGAAUGGAAUUCCGUCGACUUCACCUCCUUACUGGGAUACCGACGAGGACGAUGAUGGUGGACCAAAACCAUCUGAGUUGUAUGGGAAAUAUACUUGGAAGAUAGAAAAGUUUUCUCAGAUUACCAAAAGGGAACUUCGUAGUAAUGCUUUUGAAGUUGGCAACUACAAGUGGUAUAUUUUAAUUUAUCCACAAGGCUGUGAUGUAUGCAAUCACCUCUCUCUGUUUCUGUGUGUUGCUAAUCAUGACAAACUUCUUCCAGGAUGGAGUCAUUUUGCACAGUUUACGAUAGCUGUGGUUAACAAAGACCCCAAGAAAUCAAAAUAUUCUGAUACAUUGCACCGAUUUUGGAAGAAGGAGCAUGACUGGGGAUGGAAAAAGUUUAUGGAGCUCUCGAAGGUGUAUGACGGCUUCGUUGACACUUCUGACAAUCUGAUAAUAAAGGCUCAAGUUCAAGUCAUUAGGGAAAAAGCUGACAGGCCUUUUCGUUGCCUUGAUUGUCAGUAUAGGAGAGAACUUGUUAGGGUAUAUUUGACAAAUGUGGAACAAAUUUGCCGGCGUUUUGUGGAGGAGAGAAGAAGCAAACUUGGGAAGCUGAUAGAGGAUAAAGCUAGGUGGUCAAGCUUCUGUACUUUUUGGCGAGAAAUUGAUCAAACUUCUAGGCGCCGCAUGUCUAGGGAAAAAACAGAUGUAAUUUUGAAAGUUGUAGUGAAACACUUCUUUAUAGAGAAAGAGGUGACCUCUACUUUGGUAAUGGACUCCUUAUAUAGUGGGUUGAAGGCACUUGAAGGCCAGACUAAGUGCAAGAAAGGUAGGGUAAAAUUGUUGGAUGCUGAAGAAAUGCCAGCUCCAAUUGUUCGUGCUGAGAAAGAUAUGUUUGUAUUGGUGGAUGAUGUUCUAUUGUUACUUGAGAGGGCUGCUAUUGAACCUCUCCCUCCAAAAGAUGAGAAGGGUCCUCAAAAUCGCACAAAGGAUGGAAACUCUGGGGAGGACUUCAAUAAAGAUUCUAUAGAGCGUGAUGAAAGGCGUCUCACAGAAUUGGGGCGCAGGACUUUGGAAAUAUUUGUCCUUGCCCAUAUAUUCAGCAAUAAAAUUGAGGUUUCUUACCAGGAAGCCGUUGCUCUAAAGAGACAAGAAGAACUCAUCCGUGAAGAAGAGGCAGCAUGGCUGGCUGAAACUGAACAGAAAGCAAAACGUGCAGUUAAUGAAAGGGAAAAGAAGUCAAAGAAGAAACAGGCCAAACAGAAACGUAACAAUCGAAAAGGAAAGGAUAAAGGUAGAGAGGAUAGGCCUAUUGUGGCUGUAUAUGACAAACAGCAAGACGAUGCUUCUGAUGAGAAAAAGGAUCCUAACAUGGAUGAGGUUCAAGCUCUAGAUGAAAAGCUUGAUGCCCUGGAAGUUGUUUCCGAUGUGUCUGAUUCUGUAAUUGGAGUUGAUGAAGUGCCUCAACCUGAUUCAGAAGAAAGAGAUGCAAGUCCUGUUAAUUGGGAUACUGAUGCAUCAGAAGUUCAUCCUUCAACUGAGGCCAGUAGCAAUGGUAUAGGUGGUUUCGCACCUGUGCAAAAUGGAUUGAAUGAGAAAAGGAGCAGUUCACUGAUGGAUGACAGUUCUUCGACAUGCUCUACCGAUUCAUUGCCUUCAGUGGUGAUGAAUGAUCCCCACAGAGGGAACUACUUUUCAAAUUACAAAGUCCAAAAGUCGCCUAGCAAAGGUAAGAACCGGAUAAAAGCAUCAUGCGAUGGGAGUAAUUGGACAACUGAAAUAGACAGUCAGGCAUCUGGUUCAGCUGCAAAUGCUGUUGAUAUUAACAGGUCUGGAAAUGGCAAGGUAGGUGAGUCCGAGUCUGAAGGUGCAAUCUGCUUACAGGAUCGGUUGAAGUGGCUCGACAAGCCUGUUGUCAGAAAGGAAGGGGAAGUUCUUAUACUACAAAAGAAACAGAGCAUUAAAGAGCAAGUUGAUGUUGAAAAAUCUGUUGAUGUUGGGAGUCCACAGAAAGAGAUGACAUCAGUAAGGCCUUCCUCGCCUAGGAGUCCUCCUAGAAACUUACCCUCACCUGUUAAUGUCAGGAAAACAUCUUUAAGUCCCUCACAACAGACCGGUAAAGAUGCAUCCUCAUCUUUAACUUCUGUAUCACAAGCAACGGUUGUUCCUAAAACAGAAAGCCAGAAGACUUCACCUCCAAGACCAACUGAAAAACCUACUACGUCGGUGGCUAUGAUGUCAAGGCCUUCCAGUGCUCCUCUGGUUCCUGGUGGUCCCAAGCCAACUACUUCCGUCUCUGUGGUUCAAACAGCUCCGCUUCUUGCACGCUCAGCAAGUGCAACUGGCCGAUUGGGUCCUGAUCCCUCACCUGCUACUCAUAGUUAUGUUCCUCAGUCAUACAGAAAUGUAAUGAUGGGGAAUCACAUGGCUUCGACAGAUACCAGUUUCACUCAUUCCACUUCUAGUUCAGGAGUAAAUCCAUCUUCAAGCUACUCACAACAACCUUUAGUAUCAUCAGCAAUGUUUUUUUCUCAGAGCUCUGACAAAAUGGAUUCUAUGGCUGCUCAGUCUAGUGUUCCUUUUGGUAUGAUUGCUCGUGAUGUGUUGCAAAACGGGCCGCAGUGGAUGGAGAGUUCUCAAAGGGAAUCCAACAGAAGCAUGCGCUAUGAACCAUCAUCCCGACUCAAUGAUGUUCAAAACCACGACCUGUUCAGGCCAGUAGAGAGUAGAUCUUUGGACCACAUGCCAAAUGAGUUUCAAGCUUGCACAUCUAGGCGUCAAAACCAAGGGUUGUUGGCGGAUGAGUUCCCACACCUUGAUAUCAUUAAUGAUCUGCUUGAUGAUGAACAUGGUAUUGGAAACACAGCCGGGACAAGUUCUGUAUUCCAAUCCUUCAAUGAUGGACCACAUCUGCUAAAUCGACAGUUCACAUUUCCCGGUGACUUGGAUACAAAUGAUGAUUUGGGAUCCUCAACGAGUUGUAGGUUUGAGAGAUCACGAAGUUAUCAUGAUCCUGGGUUUCAACAAGGGUAUGGCUCCUCGGGGGGACAUUUCGACCCGAGGGAUUAUCAUCCACAUACAAGUGCACUACCAUAUGUAAAUGGAAAUGGAAAGGUAGAUGGGUUGGUUCCAAACCAAUGGUUACCAAGGGCUGGUUCUGAUCUAUCAUAUCUCGGCAUGAGAAAUCCCGACAAUAAUGGUUACCCUUACUAUCAAGAUUACUCGAAUUUGACAUGUGGUGUCAAUGGUUAUACUAUAUUCAGGCCUUCAAAUGGUCAAUAG
Messenger RNA from Vicia faba (fava bean), 3381 nucleotides. NCBI's taxonomy places the organism in Eukaryota, Viridiplantae, Streptophyta, Magnoliopsida, Fabales, Fabaceae. The record is from the annotation of a GenBank genome assembly.